This is a messenger RNA of Zonotrichia leucophrys gambelii, 627 nucleotides long. RefSeq names its product transcription initiation factor TFIID subunit 4-like. The record is from RefSeq and is a predicted model, not a curated record. NCBI's taxonomy places the organism in Eukaryota, Metazoa, Chordata, Aves, Passeriformes, Passerellidae. The transcript is spliced from 2 exons. Bases 1 to 627 code for a protein of 208 amino acids.
AUGAAAACCGGGCAUGAACGGUGCGCCAGCCUGGUGAUGAAGGCGACCCUGAAGGCGUCCUUCUCCCUUCUGAAGAAACACCUUGCUGGGCGGGUUUUAAGGUGCCCAAGUUCAGGGUUCUGCCGUCCCCGAGGGCUCCCCGCCGCCGGCGGCCCCGGCCUCUCCCGUACCCCCCACAACAGCUUCGGUGCCACCGGCGGCGAGGGAACCCCGGGGAGCCAGACUGGGCCGGGGAGCGCGGCCGCCGCCUCAGGAGAAGGCGUGCGGGACGGGCGGCAGUUCCCGCCGCCGCGGCUGCCCCGGCCCGGCCCCGCUCCCCGAGGAUCCCCCGGAGCUCCCCUGAGGCUCCCCCGGAGCAUUCCCUCGGCUCUCCCGGGGCGCUCCCGGGGCUGCCCCGCGCCCUCAGCCCCGGGCCCGGCGGAGGCGCCUGCGCGCUGCGGCCGCUCGGUGCCGGCCCCGCUGGCGCCGCCCGCAGCUCCCGCGGCUCCUCUGCCUAUUUUAGUCACAGCCGCGGCUCCGUGCCCGCCGCGGGACGCGGGGUCGCCGGCGGCGACGGGCAACAGCCCCAGCCCGUCCCGUCCGGGCUGCCCGGAAACUUUCCCGGAGCGCGGGGCAGGUAAGCGGUGA